AUGUCCACCGCCCUCGCAACCGCUACUGGCUCCGCCCCCGCGGCGAGCUCGACCCCUGCCUGCUCCGGCAACCUCCUUUAUGACAGCCCCAGCCGGGACGCCAACUGCGCGAUGCCCUACGGCGGGAACAACACUGAAAUCUUGAAGAAGUGCUGCAAAGACGCCGACAUCAUCUCCUACUACGACAACUGCGGCGUCUACUGCCUCGCACUCGGCCAAUCAGUCGGCGACCUCACCACCUGCCUCUUCGAGAACGGCGCCAGCCACAAAGCCGUCUUCUGCCGCGGAAACCUGACCGCAUCCGCUACCGCUACCGGCAAUGCCGACCUCCCGGCAUCUGCCAAAGCUACUGUCGUAGCCAGCGGUGGUGCCAGCAGAGCCAGCGACGAUGAGGACAGCAGUCGUACCGCCACAAGGGGCACCGGCACCGGCAGCAGUUCCACCUCUACCUCUACUUCGUCUGCCAAUGCUGCCCCGGGCGUUUACCCCCCUGCCGGCAUCAACACGCUAGGUCUGACACUUGGUGCUCUGCUGCUCUCUGCCGCCACUCUCGGUGCUCUCCAGAUCUAA
Messenger RNA from Colletotrichum truncatum, 570 nucleotides. RefSeq lists its product as uncharacterized. Lineage: Eukaryota; Fungi; Ascomycota; Sordariomycetes; Glomerellales; Glomerellaceae. The record is from RefSeq and is a predicted model, not a curated record.